This is a messenger RNA of Centropristis striata (black sea bass), 1761 nucleotides long. It is a transcript of the gene kcnj8, whose product is annotated as potassium inwardly rectifying channel subfamily J member 8. The coding region runs from base 99 to 1364 and encodes 421 amino acids. Gene Ontology annotation, biological process: regulation of monoatomic ion transmembrane transport; potassium ion import across plasma membrane. The transcript has 6 exons. The record is from RefSeq and is a predicted model, not a curated record. Gene Ontology annotation, molecular function: ATP-activated inward rectifier potassium channel activity. NCBI's taxonomy places the organism in Eukaryota, Metazoa, Chordata, Actinopteri, Perciformes, Serranidae. Gene Ontology annotation, cellular component: plasma membrane.
AUCCGUGCGUAAAGACGCACUGAAGACGGAUUUUUUUAAAAAGUCGCUUUUACGCGUUUUUUCCCUUCUCUUUCUUGAGGAGCACCAGCAGGAGAAGAAUGCUGGCGAGAAAAAGCAUCAUCCCGGAGGAGUUCGGUCUCCCGGGGCUCGCCUCCCGGAUGCCCCGCAAGCCGGUGUUCAGGGACCGCGUGAACAAGGCGCGCUUCAUCGCCAAAAACGGCUCCUGCAACUUGGCGCACAAGAACAUCCGCGAGCAGGGCCGCUUCCUGCAGGACGUCUUCACCACGCUGGUGGACCUCAAGUGGCGCUUCACGCUGGUCAUCUUCACCACCACCUUCCUCAGCAGCUGGCUGCUGUUCGCCAUGAGCUGGUGGCUGGUGGCGUUUGCGCACGGAGACCUGGACCUGGAGCGGGAGACCGGGACCUACUGCGUCAACGACGUCAAGUCGUUCACGUCGGCCUUCCUGUUCUCCAUCGAGGUUCAGGUGACCAUCGGCUUCGGAGGACGGAUGAUAACGGAGCAGUGUCCCACCGCCAUCACCGUCCUCAUAAUGCAGAACAUCGUGGGACUCAUCAUCAACGCCGUCAUGCUGGGUUGUAUCUUCAUGAAGACGGCUCAGUCCAACCGGCGAGCGGAGACGUUGAUCUUCAGCCGCCACGCCGUCAUCGCCGUCAGGAACAACAGUCUGUGCUUCAUGAUUCGUAUCGGAGAUCUGAGGAAGAGUAUGAUCAUCGGAGCCACCGUCAGGCUGCAGGUGGUGAGGAAGACGACGACCCCGGAGGGCGAGGUGAUCCCCAUCCACCAGAUCGACGUGCAGACGGAGAGCGCCGUGGCCAGUAACAGCCUCUUCCUGCUCGCCCCGCUCAUCAUCUGCCACAUCAUCGACAAGACCAGCCCGCUGUACGACCUGUCGGCCAUGGAGCUGCAGUGCAGCGACCUGGAGGUGAUCGUCAUCCUGGAGGGCGUGGUGGAGACGACCGGCAUCACCACGCAGGCCCGCACCUCCUACGUCUCCGAGGAGAUCCAGUGGGGUCACCGCUUCGUCCCCAUCGUCACCGAGGAGGAGGGCGUCUACUCCGUCGACUACUCCAAGUUCGGCAACACGGUCAAGGUGUCGACGCCGCGCUGCAGCGCCAGAGAGCUGGACGAGAAGCCGUCCAUCCUGAUCCAGACGCUGCAGAAGAGCGAGCUGUCGCACCAGAACUCUCUGCGGAAGAGAAACUCCAUGCGGCGCAACAACUCCAUGCGUAAGAGCGCGGCGAGCAGCGGCGGCCUGCGCAGGAACAACUCGGGGCUCGCCACCACCAAAGUCCAGUUCUUCACCCCGACCGAGGUGGGCCAGAACCCCAACGCCAUCACCUGACAUGAGGCCGGCCUCCUGCUGGCGGCCCUGCUCCCCCUGGUGGCCAGGAGGAUUGUGGGUGUUGGAGUUUCUCCUGCUCUGAUGGGACUCGUUGUGUUUCUGUUCCCGGCCGUGUCGCGGCUCGUCUGCCAACACUGUUACUGCUAACGGCGUGAUUUUAUUAUUAUUCUAGAGUCGUUCCUCCUCACCGAUCACUGAAGCAAUAAUUACAAACGUUGGUCCUUUGUGUCUGUUUUAACGUUCUGAGGGAGAAAUAUUUUCUUCUAACUGAUUAAAGUCACAGUUUAUCUACUAGUUGUAGUAACUAGUGGCGAUCAAUCACUGUACUGUAUGUGUGUGUGUUUCACUUUGUCUUGUGUGUUAUUUGAUAAUAAACAAACUCACAUCUUCAUCUUAA